Messenger RNA from Letharia columbiana, 210 nucleotides. RefSeq lists its product as uncharacterized. The transcript has a single exon. Lineage: Eukaryota; Fungi; Ascomycota; Lecanoromycetes; Lecanorales; Parmeliaceae. Bases 1 to 210 code for a protein of 69 amino acids. The record is from RefSeq and is a predicted model, not a curated record.
AUGUACCAGAUCUGGAAGACCCCACACGCCCCCCCGGACCCAUGGACCUACAUGGGCCCAAAAGCCCGCUACGAAUUCUCCAACUACCGCAACCCUAGCAUCAAAUCUAACUGGCCGGCGACCUUCCUGUUGGCCUGCCUGGGUGACAUCUUCGAUGCGAUCGCAACCCAAGUCUUCAGACCGGACGAGCCUUACCCGGACGGAACCUAA